AUGGCAGCUUUGGCACUUUCAUGUCCCUCUAACUCCUUGUACAGAUCUUCCUUCUCCCCAAUCGCUACUAAAUCAUCAGUAGUCUCUGUUCCUCGACUCAGGGUCUCGGCCUCCGCUGCCGCCGCCGCCGCUCCGGCGAUGACCACGAUGUACGACCUUCUCUCGGUGUCCCGGACCGCCGGGCCCAGCGAGAUCCGCACGGCGUACCGACGGGUGGCCCUUCGGUGGCACCCGGACGCGUGCCGCUCCGCCGGGGAGGAGCGCCGCUACGCGGAGCGCUUCAUGGAGGCGCGGGAGGCCUACGAGGUGCUCUCCGACCCUGUCCGCCGCCGCGACUAUGACCUGGCCCUCUCCGGGGGCCGCUGGGCCUCUGCCGUCGGUGCCGCCCCGGUCUUCCGCGAGCGGCGCCCUCGCGGGCGAGGAGGCGACGCGGCGGCGUUUGGGAACUGGGAAACGCAGCUGGACGGGCUCCGGCGGCGUUCGGCAGUCGCGGAUGCCAACGGGGAGGAGGAGACGUGGGGCGGCCGCGUGCGCCGGGCCUGCCGCGCCGCCUUCUAG
Zingiber officinale is the source of this 558-nucleotide messenger RNA. Its product is annotated as chaperone protein dnaJ 20, chloroplastic-like. The record is from RefSeq and is a predicted model, not a curated record. Lineage: Eukaryota; Viridiplantae; Streptophyta; Magnoliopsida; Zingiberales; Zingiberaceae. Gene Ontology annotation, cellular component: chloroplast. Bases 1 to 558 code for a protein of 185 amino acids. The transcript has a single exon.